UGCAGCCUGAGGGGCGGCGGCGGCGGGCGAGGGGGCGCGGCCGGCCCGGGCGGGUCUGGCUGCGGCCGGUUGGCGUGGGUCCCGGGUCUGGGUCCCAGAGCGCUCCGGGCCGCGCUUCUGAAGUUGAUUGGCACGCCUGACGUUUGUCUCUCUUGUUCGUAACGGGGACGCAGGGAGGAAAUGGAAAGGUCCCCGGACUGCUGCGAGGCGGGGUCUGGGGUCGUCCCACGGGAGGUGGUCCUUGCCACGGUGUGUGAGCCCCUUUCUUCUUGGGUGGAGAGGUGGAAGCCAGACCUAUUUACGAGACCAGCUACCCCUGAUGAAGAAGUGUUGGAGUAGUUGCUGAAAUUGACCCUUAUUGACCUGAGACAGUCUUAUUUGUUCUACGAAUUUUUUUUUUUGUUUUUUUUUUGUUUAUUCCACUGCUUUGAGCUUUACUGUAACGGCUGAUAAACUUGGAAAAUAAAGUAAUAUGAUAUGGUCUUGAACCGUCUUUUUGAGGAAAUAUUAAAGUACCAGAGUGGAAAGCCAGAAUGGCAGCCAGAGAGAGGCUCUUUGAACUUUGGAUGCUUUAUUGUACAAAGAAAGAUCCAGAUUACCUGAGACUGUGGUUGGACAAUUUUGUUUUAAGUUAUGAACAAUUUUUAGAUGUUGACUUUGAAAAGCUGCCUACAAGGGUGGAUGAUAUGCCUCCAGGAAUAUCUCUGCUUCCUGAUAAUAUUCUGCAGGUUCUGAGGAUCCAGCUGCUACACUGUGUUCAGAAAACAGCAGAUGGGUUAGAGGAACAACAACAAGCAUUGUCAAUUUUGCUUGUUAAAUUCUUCAUUAUUCUUUGCAGGAAUUUAUCAAAUGUAGAAGAAAUUGGGACUUGCUCUUAUAUUAAUCACGUCAUUACCAUGACAACACUGUAUAUUCAGCAAUUAAAAAGCAAAAAAAAGGAGAAGGAAAUGGCUGAUCAGACAUCUAUUGAAGAAUUUGUGAUCCAUGCACUGGCAUUCUGUGAAAGCUUGUAUGAUCCAUAUAGAAAUUGGAGACAUAGAAUUUCAGGACGAAUCCUUAGUUCUGUGGAAAAGAGCAGACAGAAAUACAAACCAGCUUCUCUCACAGUGGAGUUUGUUCCUUUCUUUUAUCAAUGUUUUCAGGAAAGUGAACAUCUCAAGGACAGUCUUAAGUGUUGCUUAUUGCAUCUCUUUGGAGCCAUUGUAGCCGGUGGGCAGAGGAAUGCUUUGCAAGCAAUUUCUCCAGCCACCAUGGAAGUUCUUAUGCGAGUUUUGUCUGAUUGUGAUUCAUGGGAAGAAGGAGAUCCUGAGGAAGUGGGUAGAAAGAGAGAGCUAACUCUGAAAUGCCUUACACAAGUGGUGCAUAUCCUUCUUACUAGCAGCUCUGACCAGCGUCAGGUGGAAACCAGUACCAUCCUGGAGAACUAUUUUAAGUUGCUUAAUUCUGAUCACUCAGCUUUACCUAAGCAGGGGAGGUCCAGGCGGUGGGAAAGCCAGUUCAUAGCUCUGCAGAUUAAGAUGCUCAAUACCAUCACAUCCAUGUUAGAUUGCACAGACAGGCCCGUUCUUCAGGCCAUUUUUCUCAACAGUAAUUGCUUUGAACAUCUCAUCCGACUUCUACAGAACUGCAAGCUAUUUUUAAAUGCUCACAGUAAGGUGACAGACAAGAAUGAGAAAGACCUUGCCAACCAAUUACUGACAGAGAUGAGUGAGGAUCAGGUAUUCCAGGGGCAGUUGGAUUGCUUGGCUGUGUCAGCCAUUCAGGCUUUGACAGCAGUGAUGAAGAGUUCUCCAGCUGCUAAGGAAGUAUUUAAAGAAAGAAUUGGCUAUAUGCACAUGUUUGAGGUAUUAAAAUCUUUGGGCCAGCCACCACAAGAAUUGCUUAAAGAACUUAUGAACAUGGCUGUUGAGGGUGAUCACACUUCAGUUGGCAUUUUGGGCAUUAGUAAUGUCCAACCUCUCUUGGUUCUUAUCCAGUGGCUUCCGGAGCUAGAAUCUCAUGACCUGCAAAUCUUUGUCUCUGAUUGGCUGAAAAAAAUUUGUUGCAUUAAUAAGCAGAGCAGAACUACCUGUGUGAAUGCAAACAUGGGAAUAAAAAUCAUUGAAGCCCUUGAAUCCCAUUCUUCCCUACAUCGAACUUGUGCUGAGAACUUGAUUGCAAUCCAUGGUUCAUUGGGGAGUCAGUCUGUGAGCUCAGAAGAAAUCCGUCGGCUUCUGCGACUGCUGAGAGUAGAUGAAUCAGAGUGUAUUCACCCAUAUACCAUUCCUGUGACUCGUGCAGUCCUGACAAUGGCACGGAAACUCAGUUUUGAGAGUGCACUGCAGUAUUUUAAUUUGUCACAUAGCAUGGCCGGAAUUUCUGUGCCUGCUAUUCAGAGAUGGCCUGGGUCUGCAUUUUCCUUCACUGCUUGGUUUUGCUUAGAUCAGGAUCCGUUGACCCUUGGGAGUGCCAACAAAGGAGGAAAAAGAAAACAAUUAUAUAGCUUUUUUACAGGAAGUGGAAUGGGUUUUGAAGCUUUCAUUACCCACUCAGGUGUGCUGGUUGUGGCAGUGUGCACAAAGAGAGAGUACGCGACAGUUAUGCUUCCUGACCACAGCUUCUGUGAUUCUCUCUGGCAUAACAUAACCAUCGUUCACAUGCCUGGAAAAAGGCCCUUUGGCCAGAGUCUUGUCUAUAUCUAUGACAAUGGACAACAAAAGGUUUCUGCCCCUCUCAGAUUUCCUGCCAUGAAUGAGCCAUUUACUUCCUGUUGUAUUGGUUCAGCUGGGCAAAGAACCACUACUCCUCCACCAUCUCAAAUCCCAGAUCCACCAUUUUCUACUCCCAUUACCCCUCACCGGACAUCAUUUGGUGGAAUAUUGUCAUCAGCCUCCUGGGGAGGAACAAUUGAAAAAUCGAAAUUGUUUACCAAAUUAAUUUCAGCUGGAACCCAAGAUAGUGAAUGGGGUUGUCCCACGUCUCUGGAGGGCCAGCUAGGAUCUGUGAUUAUAUUCCAUGAAGCUCUGCAGCCUCCUCAGGUCAAGGCUUUGUAUUUAGCAGGUCCAAAUUGCUUAAGCCCUUGGAAGUGUCAAGACUGUGAUAUGGCCGACUUGCCAAGUAACAUCCUCCUUCACUACACAGGAAAGGCUUGCAAAAAUUCAAUUUGCCUUGACUUGUCUGCUAACUGUUUGCAUGGAAGAUUAACAGGAAACAAAGUAGUGAAUUGGGACAUUAAGGACAUCAUCAAUUGCAUAGGUGGGUUAAAUGUACUGUUUCCUUUGCUGGAACAAAUAAGCCACUUUAGUGAAGGACAGACUUCUGAAGCAAUGAGUGAAAACACAGUUCCUGAAUUAGUAACACCUAGUGAACAAGAAUGUAUGGGAUUGGCCUCCACAAGAGCAUCAGAGUCAAGGCUGGAGAAAAAUCUAAUUGCAACAUUUAUUUUGAUUGUGAAACACUUUAUUCAGAGACAUCCUAUCAACCAGGACAAUCUGAUUCAGUCCCAUGGAGUUGCAACUCUUGGUGCUUUACUUCAAAAGGUGCCAGGUUCUCAAAUGGAUGUUAAUGUAUUGAUGGCAAUUCAAUUACUAAUUGAGCAGGUAUCAUUAGAAAAAAACACACUGUUGCUUCAACAAAUGUAUCAGUGUUUACUCUUUGACUUCCGUAUUUGGAACCGUGGAGAUUUUCCUUUUCAGAUUGGCCAUAUACAGUAUCUUUCGACAAUCAUUAAAGACAGCAGGAGAGUUUUCAGGAAGAAGUACGGCGUGCAGUUUCUCCUGGAUACACUUAGGAUUUAUUAUGGGCAUGGUUCUACAUGUAAUGAGCUAUCUCCAGAUGAUAUUCGAACAAUAAGGACUUCUUUGUAUGGGCUAAUUAAAUAUUUUCUUUGUAAAGGUGGAACCCAUGAAGAAAUACAGAGUAUCAUAGGUUAUAUAGCUGCCACUAAUGAAGAAGAACAGCUCUUUGGAAUUUUGGAUAUACUUUUCAGUCUUCUACGAACCAGCCCAACUAGAGGUCAGCUUUUCUUACUGCUGUUUGAACCAGGAAAUGCUGACAUACUGUAUGCCUUGCUGUUAAAUCAGAAGUACUCUGACAAACUGAGAGAAAUCAUUUUUAAGGUCAUGGAACAGAUGUUAAAAUGCACAAAUGUUUAUGAACGUAGUAAACAACGUAUCCGUCUUAGAGAAGUUGGCUAUUCAGGAAUUGGACUCCUCCUUAAUGAAGCACCAGUUAACACAUCUCUUAUUAAAAACCUUGUUAACCAAAUCAUUAAUACAGAUCCUGUUAUUAAUUUCAAAGAUCUAUUAUCUGUAGUAUAUAUCUGUCACAGAACACAUGUAAAUGUCAGAGUGGUCCUCUGUAGAAAGAUAUUACAGAUUUUGCAGUCCCAGCCAGAUGCAGCAUACCAGAUAUCACAACAAGUGGGUUGGCAAGACACCUUUGUUAGACUUUUCUUAAAAGCAAAUUUUGAAAAUGUAAAUUCCCUUAACAAACACGGGAAGACAGUUUCAAUGAAAGAAAAUAAAAAUAUGUCAACUGAAGAUGUUAAGAGGAACUUUGAAAAACUGGAUGAUGAAAAAAUGAUGUUAGCUGACGUAUCUUCAGACCAUUGGAGUUUAGAAGAUAGUCAGUCCCUGAACUCAAACACACCAUUAUUUCAAGAAGAUAGCUCUGAAGGAGAAUUAUCUUUCAAGUCAGAGAAUCAAGAAGAAUUUUGGCAUAGUAAUACUUCCCAUCUGAGCUUAGAUCUCAGUGGAAUUGAUGCAUGUGAACUGAGCGACAGUGGAAGUCAAGUGCCAGACAGUUCACCUAGCACUCCAUCUCCAGUAGAGUCUACUAAGUCAUUUUCUUUGCAGUCUGACAAAGAAAGAAGCAUCACGAAUGAAAUGGGCUUCAGUGAUGACUUCUCUUUUCUUGAAAGCCAAGAGAGAUGUGAAGAAGAACUUUUUCAGCUGCUUACAAAUAUUUUGAAUUAUGUUAUGUGUAAAGGACUAGAAAAGUCUGAUGAAGACACUUGGAUUGAAAGAGGACAGGUGUUUUCAGCACUAACUAAGCCAGGAAUAUCAAGUGAGCUGCUUCGACCCUCAGAUGAAGUAAAACUAACUUUGCUACAGAAGAUGUUAGAGUGGGCAAUCACAGAAAAUAGAGAUGCAAAAAGUAGUCCUGUAACUGCUGAAAAUGCCUUCCGACUCAUGUUGAUCGUACAAGACUUUCUGCAAUCAGAAGGACUGGUUAAUUCAAACAUGUGGACUGAGAAGCUUUUAGAAGAUGCCACGCAGCUCCUAGACUGUCUGUCAGUAUGGUAUUCUGAGAAUCCAGCAUGGGUAAAACUCUCUCAGAUUCAGACCCAGCUGCUUCUAGAGUUCAUCGGAAGAGGCAGUUUGCAGGUUUGUGCAAUGGCAUCAGCUAAGCUCAAUGCUCUUCUUCAGACCAAAGUGAUUGAAAAUCAAGAUGAAGCAUGCUAUAUUUUAGGGAAACUAGAACAUAUUCUAAGUCGGUCAAUCAAGGAACAGACAGAAAUCUAUUCAUUUCUGAUUCCCCUUCUCCGGACUCUGGUUUCUAAAAUUUAUGAGCUGCUUUUCAUGAACUUGCACCUGCCUUCCUUGCCUUUUACUAAUGGAAGCGCUUCAUUUUUUGAAGAUUUUCAAGAAUACUGCAAUUCCGAAGAGUGGCAAGUUUACAUUGAAAAAUACAUUGUACCUUACAUGAAGCAGUAUGAAGCGCAUACAUUUUAUGAUGGCCAUGAGAAUAUGGCACUUUACUGGAAGAAUUGUUAUGAAGCCUUAAUGGUGAAUAUGCAUAAAAGAGACCGAGAAGGAGGAGAAAGCAAGCUGAAAUUUCAGGAGUAUUUUGUGGAGCCAUUUAAUCGAAAAGCCCGUCAAGAGAACUUGAGGUAUAAUAAUAUGAUUAAACAACUUAACAGUCAGCAGUUGGCGGCUGUUAGACGCUGGAAGGCGAUACGGCUCUAUCUUACGUGCGAAAGGGGGCCUUGGGCUGAAAAGAAACAGAAUCGAAUUCACUGGAAACUAGCUAAUGUUGAAAAUUAUUCCCGCAUGAGACUUAAACUGGUACCAAAUUAUAAUUUCAAAACCCACGAGGAAGCUAGUGCCUUAAGAGAUAAUUUAGGUGUUCAGCACUUACAGCCUUCCAGUGAUUCAUUGCUUUUGGAAGUAGUGAAACAAGUUAAACUCAGUGACAUGGAGGAAGAUAAACUAGAACUUCUUGAAGAGGACAUGGCAGCUAGAGUAAAUAUUGAUGAAAAGGAAGAACAGAAUCAAAAGGAAAAAUUGGUAUUGACUGAAGACUGUGAACUCAUUACUGUAAUUGACAUAAUUCCCGGCAGAUUAGAAGUCACUACUCAACACAUUUACUUCCAUGAUAACAGUGUUGAAAAAGAAGAUGGACUGGGCUUUGAUUUCAAGUGGCCCCAUUCUCAAAUUCGAGAGAUUCACUUACGUCGUUACAACUUAAGGAGAUCAGCACUUGAGAUUUUUCAUGUUGAUCAGUCCAACUACUUUCUCAAUUUCAAAAAAGAGGUUAGAAACAAAAUAUAUAGCAGACUUUUGUCACUUCAUUCUCCUACUGGUUAUGGAACAAGAUCACCACAGGAGUUAUUCAAAGCAUCAGGGUUAACACAGAAAUGGGUGAAUAGAGAGAUAACAAACUUUGACUACCUCAUUCAAAUAAAUACCAUGGCAGGACGAACCUAUAAUGACCUUGCACAGUACCCUGUGUUUCCCUGGAUUUUGCAAGAUUAUACUUCAGAAGAGUUGGACCUAAAUAACCCUACUGUAUUUCGAGAUCUUUCUAAACCAAUUGGAGUAGUUAAUGAAAAAAAUGCCAAAGCUAUGCGUGAAAAGUACGAGAAUUUUGAAGACCCAAUGGGAACAAUUGAUAAGUUUCACUAUGGUACUCACUAUUCCAAUUCUGCGGGCGUCAUGCACUAUCUGAUCCGCGUGGAGCCAUUCACCACCCUCCACAUCCAGCUUCAGAGUGGACGGUUUGACUGUGCAGACCGGCAAUUCCAUUCCAUCCCUGCUACCUGGCAGGCACUUAUGGAUAAUACAUAUGAUGUUAAAGAACUUAUUCCUGAAUUCUUCUAUUUCCCAGAGUUUCUAGAAAAUCAAAAUGAAUUUAAUUUGGGUCACUUACAAGUUUCCAAAGAACUGGUUAACGAUGUUAUUCUUCCAAGAUGGGCUAAGUCAGCUGAAGAUUUCAUUUAUAAACACAGAAAAGCUCUGGAGUCUGAAUAUGUUUCUGCUCAUCUUCAUGAAUGGAUAGAUCUGAUCUUUGGCUACAAACAGAGAGGGCCAGCUGCGGUGGAGGCACUCAAUGUCUUCUAUUACUGUAGUUAUGAAGGUGCUGUAGAUCUUGAUGCCUUAACAGAUGAAAAGGAAAGAAAAGCCUUAGAAGGGAUGAUUAAUAAUUUUGGGCAAACACCUUGUCAGCUGUUAAAGGAACCACACCCUCCAAGAUUAUCAGCAGAAGAAGCUAUUCAAAAGCAAACCAAAACAGAAAUUUCAACCCUAAACCUCUUUCAACACCUCACUGAACUGAAGUCAUUUUUUAUAGAGGGAAUUAGUGAUGGUAUUCCACUAUUAAAGGCCAUCAUCCCCAAAAAUCAGUCUCGUUCUUUUAUGUCUCAAGGCAGCCCUGAGUUACUGAUAACAGUAAGCAUGAAUUAUGUUAUUGGAACCCAUGGAUGGCUACCAUAUGACAGAAAUAUUUCUAACUAUUUCACAUUCAUCAAGGAUCAAACUGUGACCAACCCAAAAGCUCAGCGCACCAUUAGUGGUCCUUUUGCCCCAGGACUGGAAAUCACUUCCAAACUGUUUGUAGUGUCACAUGAUGCAAAGUUGCUCUUCAGUGCUGGACACUGGGAUAAUAGUAUCCAAGUAAUGUCACUUACCAAAGGCAAAAUUGUCUCACAUAACAUCCGACAUAUAGAUAUUGUGACUUGCUUAGCUACAGAUUACUGUGGAAUACACUUGAUUUCUGGCUCCAGGGACACUACAUGCAUGAUAUGGCAAAUAACACAGCAGGGAGGCACUCCUGUGGGCUUAGCACCUAAACCUUUUCAAAUUCUCUAUGGACACACUGAUGAGAUACUGAGCGUGGGUAUCAGCACUGAACUCGACAUGGCAGUAUCAGGGUCAAGGGAUGGCACUGUGAUUAUACAUACCGUUCAGAAAGGUCAGUACAUGAGAACCUUACGACUGCCUUGUGAGAGUUCCCUGUUCCUGACAAUUCCCAGUUUGGCCAUAUCCUGGGAAGGACACAUUGUUGUCUAUUCCAGCUUGGAAGAAAAGUCCGUCCUCAAGGAUAAGAACCUAUUACAUUUGUUUUCUAUAAAUGGAAAGUAUCUGGGGUCUCAAGUCCUGAGUGAACAAAUAUCAGACAUGUGCAUAAUUGGAGAACACAUUAUCACUGGCAGCUUACAAGGGCUCCUGUCUAUAAGAGAGCUCCACAGCUUGAAGCUCAGCGUCACUCCAUUAGCCAUGCGAUUACCUAUCCACUGUGUUUCUAUAACCAAAGAAUACAGCCACAUUCUUGUUGGCUUAGAAGAUGGCAAGUUGAUUGUAGUGGGUGUUGGCAAGCCAGCUGAGAUGCGAUCGGGUCAGCUUUCUCGAAAAUUGUGGGGAUCUAGCAAGAGGCUCAGCCAGAUUUCAGCUGGAGAAACGGAAUAUAAUACUCAAGAUUGCAAGUGACUGUCCUUCCGCCUUCUGUGAUGGAGACUGAGCUUCGUUAUGGCUCUGUCACUUCAGCUGCACCUCUCCACUCUGAAAGUCUCUAAGGUUUUAUCCUGAAGAAUGGACUUCCAUGCUUUGAUAUUGGAGCACAUGCCUGUAACACUAACGCUCGAGAGGCUGAGGAAAGAAGGUGGCUCUUAAGUUCAAGGCCAACCUGUGCUACAUAGCAAGGCCUUGUCUCAAAAAUACAUAAGUUGUAGGUUGUAUUAAGUCCAUAUUUAAAGCUUUGCCAAUAUGAGUCUAGUUUUAUUAACCAGUACUAAAAUUCAAUUGAGAAAAUAUUGAUUUAAUUUAAUAAUUUGAUUAAAUAAUUCCAAAUUAUUAAAUCUGUAAAAAAAUUAUAAUUUAUAAUUUAUUUUGAGGUUAAAGUCCCUUAACCUAAGUAGCAAAAUUCAAAAUAUUCCUAAUAAAGUAGUUGUAUAAGAUAAUAGAGAUUUGAGAGAUGUGGCUUUUCAUGUGUUCUUUAGAUAAUCAUUUUUCUGUUUAUUGGCCAUUACAUUAAAAACAUCAGUUUACUCAUGAAGCUCCUGGUUAAGGUAAUAACCUUGUACACAUUUUUUUACCAUUGAAUUUUCAUAAGUUGCAUGCCUGCACAAUUGGAUUAAAUACAAACAUUGAAAUAGUACAGUGGUUCAUUUCCCUAUCCCUAAUAUUUAAUAUAUGAAUAAUAAAAUGUAUUUAAUUGCAACAAAAGUUUAAUAGGAAAAAAGAAAAACUAGAGAUAAGUUUUGCAAAUGUACUUCAUUAAUAGUAUAUUUAAGCAAAAAAAAAAAAAAUGGUAAUUGUGGCUUUGACCAGUCAGUCCUUUGAGUAGCAUUGCAGCACAAUUUACAUCUAUGAAAUUCACAUUAUUGUGCAUUUGUCUUUGUUAAACAAACACUGUAUGUACUCUCUUUGUACUUAAGCAUUUUUACCCGGAUGAUUACGAGUUAUCAGUAAUGCCCUAAAAAGUUCAUGGUUUAUGGAAAUAACACUGCAUAAUUCAAUGUAGUCAUUUAGAUAAAGUAAUAUUGUGAAAAAUCCUUUUUCUUGAUAUAUAUAUAUAUAUAUAUACACAUAUAUAUAAACAUAUAUAUGUGUGUAUAUAUACAUACACACACACAUACACAAUUGUUAGGAUGGUAGCUAAUUUUUAUUAUAGUUAAGUAUUAUAUUUAAAAAUUUAAAAUAGCUAAUUAAUUUGGAAUUUAAAGUGAUUUUUAUUUGUUUGUUUUUGUAAAAUUGACUUUGAGUUAGGUCAGAGUAGUUCUAUAACUAGUAGUAUUGUUAAUUAGAUUCCAUGGACUUUGGAAAAAGAUCUGUAAAUCUUUGAAGUUAUAUAGAAAUUUAUAUGUUGAGUUUAAUUUCAGGGAAGAACUAUUGCGUGGCUUUCUUAAAAUGAUCUAUGAUCUUUAUUUAAAAGAUCUAUGAUCUUUACUAUGGGAGCCUUUAAAAGUUAUACCUUUUUUUUAUUCUAAUAACCAUAUAUUUCCUUAUAUCUACUUGUCUUUUCAGUUGAGUCUUAAAGAACUUUUGAUUUUUCAUUUUCUCUCUCCUUUUGACCAUAGUAUCCAGUGGCCUUUUCUUCAUAACUCAAAAAAAUGUGUUUUUAGAAAUUUAGAUUUAGAAAUAAAAGAUUGUGUUUAGGGAAAUUUUCCAAUAUUUUGUUAUGUUAGGAGUCAGGAUUAGUAAAACACUGCAAAAUCACUGUCUUCUUAGUUAAAAUUAUCUGAUAAAUAACACUAAACCAGCUGGUACAAAGGAACUUGUGUAAGUGUAGAGACAAGACUUCCUUUUUGGAAAUGUGUUGGAAGUCUCCCAAGUCAGUAGAUGGUUGUGCUGUAUGAAACAUAGCUUCUGCUCCGUUCCCCUCCCCCCUCCAGGUGCUACAACCACAAUGCCAUCAGGGCUUUGUUCACCCUAAAAUCCUUAGGAGAGUUCAAAGUCAACCAACAUGAGUGGGUUUUCUUAAUUUGAAAAAUAGUGAUUUGGGAGUAGGGAUAUCACCCGACAGUUGAAUGCUUGCCUUCAUUGUUCAAGACUCUGGGUUUGCUCCCUCGCAUGGGUGCGAGAUGAGUAAAGGGAAGAGAGACUGAAAAACACAGAGACAGACACUGAUGGCCUUAAAUCAAGACUCGAAUGCCUCGUUGGUCCUUGAUUUGAAAUCACUUAAUAUUGGAUUUAUGAUUUUUUUUACUUAAGAAUUAUAAAAUCUUUGAUAAUCUAAGGAAAAAAUCCUAAGUGUAUGGUGUUUGACUCCUGCCUUUUAAUGGGAAGUAGUAUUUCUUUUAUAACAUGAAUACAAAGCUUUGCUCAGUUUCAUAGCCAUCUGACCCAAAUUACUGCUAGAUGUAAUCAUUCCUGAUAAUUGGAGGGUUUUUUCCCUAAAAACUAUAAACCAUAAAUGUGGUAUGAAAAUACUAACAAUAUUCUUGAAGGAUGAACGUCUAUAUUUAUUAAAACAAGCAAAUACAGUUGAACUAUUAUCUGAUAUACUCAUAUAUGAACGGUAGGUUAUGACAUUAAAAAAAUCACUAAAUAAUAUUACUGGGAAGAUAUGCUUUGACACAUUGGAACGUAGAUGUUAUCCAUAGAAAUUUUUGUAAGGUAUAGUGAAAACAUUAUUAGAAUGAAUUGAUAACUGGGUGUUUUGGUUAAUGAGUAUAAAUCCCCAGCUUGCUUGCUUUGAGUGUCAGGUCAUCUUUUCAGGACUUUCCAUCAGCUUUUGUUUCUUGAUAGAAGAAUCAUGAUUAUAAAACUCUCAGCUUCUGGGUAAUGAGCGCUUUAUUCUCAGGUGUCACUCUUACUUUUGGAAAGGAGGAUCAGUAGAAGUUGGUGGCGGUUGUGUGUAGACGUGUGUGUCUCUGUGUGUGUGUUUGUAUGUACACAUUUAUGUAAUUGCUAUAUAUGCUUAAAGAGUAAAACCAUGAGUAUUCUGUUACUACAUAGGUAAAAUUGAAGAAGAAAAGAAGGAACAAUCAGAACAUGAAGGUCAGGGAACUGUAAAUACAGACUGGCAGUUAAGUUUUGGUAGCCAGAGUUGCCUGUGAGGGAGUUUGUAUUCCCUUCCUUUAAGUCGCAAUGUAUUUCUUUGUAGGAGAAAAUGUCUGCAGAGUUGUAAGCCUGUUUUUUUCUUUUUCCUUGUAGAUUUAUGAGACUAUUUUUCAAAGAACCGAUACAGAAAUGUUGCAUGCUGGUAGAGGAAUAAGUAUGCCCACAGAAUUAGAAUUUAGACUUGAGGAUGGUCUCCUAAUCUUAGCCUCUUUAUAUUUCUUUUGACAUAGGCUAAGAAAAUUAAGUCGAGUCCCAGUUUUUGUUUGGUGAUGGUAGAGCCAAGGUAUUUGCCUAUAACUUUUUUAUUAAAGAUAUCUCUAAGGAAAGAUUUUAGUUGAAUUUUGAGAGGUUAGUUUCUUUAAAAUAAUUAUAUUUUUAAAAUAAAUAGCAUCAUCUUUGCCUCCCUUUCAGUAGAAACAUAUGAGUACUUGGACUGUAUUGAAUAUAAGCAAGGUAUUAACUGCAUAGUAUCUGGGGGUGUGAAGGUGUUAGUCUUCUCUUCUCACUUCCUACAUUGCUAUUCCUGUCCCUUUUUUUUUUUCUAUUCCUGUCUUAACCAUAUCUUCUAGGUACGAAAUGAAAUGUAUUGUUUGUACCUGCAAAGUCUGUUGUUUUUAUUUCUCAUCCAGACCCAUGCUAAUGUUAGUGUUCUGUCUCCAGUCGAAAGUCUUCUGCAUCCUCUUAAGCAUCCUUACAUGGGCAGCAAAUGUUCAUUUUCAGUCAUUUUUCCUAAUCUAUGUGUGUGUGUGCUUUGCAUUUGAUUGGUUUCAGAUGCCCAUAUAUAAGCAUUAUUUUGUAGAAUUUUUUCAUAGUCUUUUUCCUGAUGGCAUUAGGCAACAAUACAAUAUUAUCAGUCUUUAAUAUUGUGUACAGUGUGGGCCAUAGCCAUACUUACUUGAUUUAAAUGUAGUAGUUUCUGUGCCAGUGAUUUUCCCCAACCUGUCGCUGCCUAUAUUAACUAUGUUUCACAUGGACAGAACCACUGCAUUUCCUUUUCAUUAUCCUUUUCAUUGUUGAAAAGUUCACUUGUCUUAUGAAUUCUCCUUAGACCUUUUGCAUUUGAAAAUCAUAGUUAAUUAACAUUUACCUUCAACAAAAUUGUUUCUUUGCUAGGUUCAAUACAUAUACUUCCCAAUUCCUACUAGUCAAUAUUUUCCACACUUGAAAAAGUGCAAAUUUUUUGCUGUAUUGGGGAUUGAAUUCAGGGCCUCAUGCAUCCAUGUUAGUCAAGAAGAAAAGCAUUAGCAAGCAGUGUUAAAAGAAUAACCGAACUGAGUAUCUUGUAGUAUUGAACGUACAGUGAAGAGAGUUCUUCCACUAGAAAAGCACUGGUAAGCUCUCCUAAGUCCUUCUGAUGAUGUCUGCAGGUAUGACAGAAUAGUGAAUGCAAUGUUAUUUGAUUUUUCAUAGGUUUUAGAGCUUAGAGCUCAUAGAGCAUUAACAUUUGAGAGCUCUAAGCUUGUGCUAGCGAUGUGUCUCAGUGACGGUACCCUUGCACAUGGAGGAAGCCCUAAGUUUGGGAUUUGGGGUAGCAUUUUCCCCACAACCUUGGAAACAGAGUAUAGGCCUCAUACACAGUAGGAGGGGUUCUACCACUGAGCCUUACAUCCUCAGUUCAUAGAGUUGUUCUUCAUUUGAGAUCCAGUUUAUGUGUAAGUUAAUAAAUGACUAUGCCUAGGUACUACUUGGGAUUUCAGUGAUUUAAUUAAUCCUAACUCUCAAAAAUUAUAAAUACAUUAUGUACUUAUAAUGUGUAUAAACAAACAUGUGCUGAAAUUGCCGAUGGUUAUAUUCUUAUUUGUUGUAAAUCAUGUGGCCAUCCUAAUACAGGAUUUAUAUCUCUUCUCUGACUUUUAGCUACCAUAAAGUUUAGAGUAUAAAAAUUAUGUAUCUUUAUUAUAAAACCCUUAUAUAAAACAGCUAUAUUAUCAAUGUCAGCUUUUUGGCAGUCAUAGUUAUUUAUCAGCCAUAUUUUCUUUGACCACUAUCUUUACUGAUAUUCACCACACAGAAGUGGUUGCUGAACACAUUGCAAGAUUUGGACAUAUAAAAGUUAUUCUUUUCAUGCCAAAUAAAAAACCACAAAUUCAGUGGUAUAUGUCUUCCCCUAAAGCAGAAAGCAAAGUGAAUGUCACUGAUUCAGCAUCCUUUUUUCUUUGAUAGUUUUCAUGCUCCUUGAAAAUGCUCAUCAUUUGAAAAUUACUCAAUCAGACAAAGUGGUACAUGCAUAGGGUUCCAAUAACUUGGGAGACUGAGAUGGAAGGAUCACUUGGACCCGAAAGUUCAGGACCAUCUGACAGUGUAGUAAGAUCUCCAUUUCAAAAAUAAGUAAAUGAACAAUGUUUCAAAGUUGACAAAGAUGUGCUGCUGCUCUGUGUGUGUGUGUUUGCUUUAUAAUGGCUUUCUAGUAAUUUACCGGCAUUCUUAACUAUUUUUGAGUGCUUACAAAAUUUCAGUGCUUUUAUAGUGCUACUGUAAACUAAAUGUAGCAAUCAAGGUAAGGUGAGUUUCAUUGAGAGUAAGAGCAGUUAGAUUUAGAUGAAAUUUAAAAGUUUUACUGAUUAAAAUGCAAACUAUUUUUAAAACAAGUCUUAUUCCAGUUAAGAUUUUAUUUGAGUAAUAUAUUUCUAUUUACCUUAUAUUAAAAUUACAUACUCUCUGUGAUACCAUAGUAAAAUUGAGAAUUAGGCUUUAAUGUUGUUUAGUUUAGUUUAGUUUUGUUUGAGACAGAGUCUCACUAAGUAGCCUUAGCUGGCCUGUAACUACCUAUGUAGACUAGACUACCUUGAACUCAGAGAUCAUCUGCCUCUGUCUCCCAAGUGCUAAGAUUUUUCAAGAAUAUACAUAAUCAUCUUGCUUUUCAUAAGUAAUUCUGGUAGGGAGAUAUCAGUAGUUAAAAUUUAAUUGAAGACAGUUUAAAUUCUUAUCAUAUCAGGUCUUAAACAUUUUUUGGAAGUCUGAAUGUUUUGUUAGCUAAUCCCUAGUGACUUACUUGGUUUCCGUCGUCCUUCCAAAAUGAUGUGUUAACGUGGCUCUUACUGCUGAAAGCCUUUUGUAUUUUAGAUGAUUCUUUUUUCUAUUCUGCCUUUUACUUUCAAAGACUGUGCCUCAGAGACAUCACCACAAAUGUUCACCACAAAUGUAUCUGCUGCUACUUACAGUCCAUUUCACAGAAGAAAACUUGUGAGGAAGCCAUGUGGCUUUCUGCUAAAUUCUUUUAUAGGCUAAUUAUUCUCUUUCCCAUCGGUUUGCUUUUGUAUAGUUGGAAGGGGGGAAAAGCAAAAAAAAAAAAAUCAGAUUUCUGGAUAGCCAUUUUCUAUCAAAUGUAUUGCUAAAUUAAGUCAAAAUUAACAAACAUAUUUGAUUAAUUUGACAGUUUUUCUGAGACUCAAUUAGAAGCAUUUCAGUUUUAAUAGGGUAACAGUCUCUUGAAUCCAUGAAUAUAUGCAUUGGUUCAGAAGAGUUAGCUGAAAAUUCAAAAUGACUUGUUUAAUAACAAAAGGUACUUAGCUGAGUAUGAUAGGAGACCUGUAAUCUCAACACCCACAGGCUGUGGCAGGAGGAUUGCCUCGCCUGUAGGCUACCCUGGGCUACUGAAUUAAGUGUGUUUAUAUCUAUCUGCCUACCUGCCUGUCUCUCUUGUCUGUCUAUCUAUCUCUGUCUUGUCUGUCUGUCUAGCUAGCUAGCUAUGUGUGUGUCUCUGUCUCUCUCCUCAACAACUUAGAAAUUGUGCUGCUAGUUACUAUUUAAGGACUCGUGUGUUUAUCUUAAAAUGUCCCUUUUUGUUUGUUCCACUGGAAUUGAUUGAAAAAAUAAUAGUAAUAAGCCUUUUUUAUGUUGAAUUAUUGACUUGGAAACUGUGAUUCAUUGAGUAUUUAUAUGCAAAAGAGAGGGUUUCAAAGUUAAACUGGUUUUAGACUUCAUAAGGAUGUAAAUAACUUUAAUUAGCAUUCUGAUAACAAAAUUACUAUUUGGUGCAGUUCAUUCUUUCUGCUCUCCUUUUGAACUUGAGUAUACAAGAUAUAUUUUAUUUUGUCACAUAAAUAUUUUUUAAGAACUUCACUGAAUGUAUAUGAGUUAAUGUUUGAUUUGUUUCUGUAUAGUACGAUCAAAAAUAGUUGAAAAUUUUGCACUUUAUUAGUCUCUUGGAAAUUUAUAUUCUAAUAUUUUUAAAGAGUGUACAUUUAUUUUGUACAUAAUAAAUUAGCUUUGUAUAUGACAAGGGUUUGAAUGAAAUAAAAAGAUGACGCUACUUUCAUUA
This is a messenger RNA of Mus musculus (house mouse), 16023 nucleotides long. It is a transcript of the gene Nbeal1, whose product is annotated as neurobeachin like 1. The record is from RefSeq and is a predicted model, not a curated record. Lineage: Eukaryota; Metazoa; Chordata; Mammalia; Rodentia; Muridae. The transcript has 56 exons. The coding region runs from base 534 to 8687 and encodes 2717 amino acids.